AGAUGAGGCACAGAUGCUAAGAGCACUAACACAUAACAGAAAUUGUUCUCUCCGUGAACCUUAAAUAGCAAAGAGCAACUAUGCUGAACAGCCACGUCCACCAGCAGGCUUUCUCCCAGCGUCUCACCCCCCCUGGAGCACAGAAGCUUGUAACUUGGUUGCAUUUCCCACCUCAGAGAACCCAGCCGGAAUUACAAGCAGCAGACACGCCCAGCCUAUUUGCUAAGACCGAAGAUACAUGUAAUUACAUUUGCAAUUAAGUUUGAGUCUCGCUACAGGAAACCAGAGGCACUUUCUACAGAUCACAGUGAUGUUAUUGCCACACUUUGCAAGUUUUCAUAACGUAUACAACACACUGCUCUGAAACUCACUUCUCACUGACCCACUUUCCACCAAGAAAGUUCAUCUUUAUUUAUCUGCACUUUCUGCUUUCCCUUGCUCACUUGCAGGAAUGCUGCCUGCAUGCUAAUGCAAAUGGGGGGAGCCAGGGAACUAGUGGCAACACCAUCAACUCCAGAUCAGGGCCAAGCUCGUCCCCUGCUUACGGGGCUUCGUGGCAACCCAUUCAGGCGCCAGGGAGAAGGAGCACCCAGCCACCCUCAGAUGACUCUCGCUGGCUGACUCACAGCUCAGUGCUGAUGGGCUCCCGGGGGAUAACAGAGUUUAGCAGCAUCGCUCCAGGGGAGGCUCUUUAGGCUGGUCAGAAGGAAUGAGGAAUAUUUCUGAUGACUUUUCCUGCAGUCUCUCUGCCUCAUGGUGCCUUUUUAUGUGGGGCAAGACCUGGACUCUCAACGAACCACAGUAAGAGACAACCAGGGGCUCCAGAGCAGCAUGCAGCAGUGCAGUUUCCCCAGCAUAACCAUGAGCCAUCUUGUCAUCAAAUCCAGCUCCGCACUGGCUACUCUCUCUCUCAGAACAGAAACCCCAUGAAAACAAACAAACUCAUACAGCACCAAAAGCAGGAGAGGCCCCCCACAGCACACCAGAAUAGUUCAGCGAGAACAUGUGAGCCUUGCCAUUAGGCUCAGCUGUGGCGCUGACCCUGAGUGCUCACCUGGCCACUAUCUCAGCUGCUACCAAGGCAGGGCUGCCAUUCAGUCCUCCCAGAGGCAGCCAGGAUGGGAGAUCACUCCUUGCCUAAGAGCUGGAUACAGCAGGGCAAGCUCCCCCAAAAGCUGAGAAAGAUCCCAAGGAAGCAGGAACUGCAAGUGAGCGUGGAAGCAGGGAAGCCAGCACAAAGCCAACCAGCAAGCCGUGCUAUCAGAGUGCAGCCAGCAAACACCUCAGGGCUUCAGCCCUGCAGGCCCGUGUCCCAGCCAUCUGCCAGCCUCACUGGCUGCAGGGGCAGGCUAAGCUCAGACCCCCCUACACUCUGCAGAUCAGCGCGUGCCUGAAUUCUUCAUACACCCAUGACCAGAAACCGGUUCCACGUGCUCCUGGCAAAGAAGCGACACGUGUUGCUGGUCCAACAAACGACAGCCACAAGUGUCAGCCAAGCCAAAAUCAAAAGCACCUCAACUCUAACCUUUAGGGGUUUUUGUUGCUGUUGUUGUGUUUCUUUUUUAACACCUCCCAUCCCAGAUCAUCGAUACAGACUGCUGCUAGGAUGGUUACCACAGUUCUCUGUGACCCCACAAUUCCACUGUAAGGUUUGUCUUACAGCAGAUGACUCCACACCAUCCUAACCCACAACCUGAUAGCGCUGCAGAAAGGUGCCCGCAGCCCAGCGGGAUGAACACAUCAGAACACACCGCACCGAUACUACCGAGCAACAAACGGUCGGUGUCCAUCCUCUCGGAGUAUUUUCGUCCUGUCCAAGGUGACAUCCCCCUCACGUAACAGAUCCUCUGCAGCACCGAAUACACACUUCUACGUGCUUCAUGAGCACCUCAGGGUCACACUGUGAGGAGCCCGUGGGCUGCGUGCCGGCUGUCUGCAGGCUGACAGAAGGACUCCCCUGCAGGCUCCGCAUUCGUGCCGGCACGGCCUUCUUGGGCUGUUUGCGACAGGCACGGCCAGACACAGUUGCCCAACGCAGGCAGCGCACCCAACACCGUAACAACGCCACAGCUCUGUGCACUCCCCCUCCAGGGGAGCCCUCAGCCAGGAGGGAACAGAGCGGGGGGAGCUCCAAAAUCCAAACCACCGUCCAGCGCCCGAACAUCCGCAGGCGGAAGACACGUGGCAGGUCCAGAUCCAGGCUGCGCAGCAGUUCAUCGGCCUACUUUGCAGCCCUGACGGUGGAGCAGAAAUGUGAGCUGGCUGAGAGGGAGAUGCUGGACGUGAAGAGUGACAUUCAGAAGAUGGAGGAGGACUCGGUGAAGACCUUGCAUGACCUCGAGGCAGUCAUACAAGAAGCAGAUGCUUGGUGGGCUGAUGUGAAGAAAGUUGUCAGUGACUUUGAGGAAGACAUUGUCAGAACCAUCUCCAACAAGAAAGGGAGCAUCACAGCUUCUGAGAAGCUGCUGAGAUACCUGGAGGAGAAGAACCACCAGAGGGAUCUGAUGAGACAGAAGCUGCGCUUAGAAAGCAAUUUGCUCAGGAGCUACAAGAAGAAGCUGCAGCAGCAGCUCAGGCAGAAGGAGCACGUGGGAGAGGUGUUCCAUGAGGUCCAUGCAGAGCUGCUGCAGGUUAAGAAAGCACAGUGCGAGGAGGAGAUUGAUGAGAAGAACAAGGAGCUGCAGCAGUUAAAACUGGCCUUAGAGAAGAUCCAGGUCAUCAACUUCUGGAAGAAAAAGCUGCACAAUGCCAUGGAAACAUCGACAGUUCUGAUGAAAGACAUCUCCCAGAGGAAAGAGAUGCUGGAGAAGAUUGAAAUAAAUACUACUCUUGUGAAGGAGCAACAAGCCAAAGAGGAGAGUCUCAUUGGGUGGCUGCAAAAGCAGCUGUCAGACUACAGCACCCCUCCUGUGAUGAGUUACAUGCAGACAGUGAUGGCUGUCGCUGACCUGGAAAAGAGUAUCAAGGCUUGGGAGAGGAGGGUGGCAAUCGCUGAGAACAGAGGCUGAAUUUUAACAACUGAGCUUGGAGGUGAGGAUGCAGCAUGUAACUUGACAGGCUGCACCAUCAGGCUGGGCUCAUGAUGGAACCCAAAGGGCGUGUAAGGAGAAGGGGACACACGGUGCCUGGGACGUGUCUGGCUGCAGCACCCCAGCCAGCCGCUGGCUCCCCAGUGCUGGUGGUCCUCUUUGAUGAUCUCAAACAUUUCUUCCUCGUCUGUAUCUUGACUGUUCCCUGGUAAGGAAUGGCUCUAUCUGGCCAAGAGCUGACAAACAUGAGUUCAUGGCAAAGUUGCAAGAACAGCAUCUUUGUCUCUGGCCCUGGCACAACUCCUGCAGCCUGGCAGAUGUAGAGAUAAGAGCAGCAUUGUCAAAGCCCAAGUGCUGCAGCGAGCACUGAGUGCAGGUGGGAGCAGGGUGGGUGCAGGGGAAUGCCAUACUGCAGCUUUCUUCACAACAUAUCGCUGCUGACUGAACGCAUUAAGAUCUUCUCUUUUCCUCCCUUGCAGAUGACCUUGCAAAGUUACCACAGAGCAUGGAACCAAGUCAGGAUGUCUGGUAACCUGCACCUGCCUUGUGUGAUGCUUCACGGCAAGCAGUAGAAGCUGCCGAGGGCACCAGCCUUGUCAGGAAAUGUGCUGUCAAAUGGGUAACUGCACCCUGAGAGGUGCAGGGGGGUGAAACCACUUGUACAUGAAAUGAUGAAGUAAGCACAGCUCUGUUGUGAGGCCUUCUCUUUGGUCAGUCCCAACAAGUUGCUCUAGGAGGUGGGAAGCAUCUCCUCACUGCAGGAGAUGUAAAUCCCAAGUGGCCCAUCCUUAGAUGAGUUCAGGGAUUCGCUUUUCAUGCUUGGGGUUGAAAUCACCUUCCUGAAAUACCAUUGCUGCCUGUGUAGAGGUCUCUUCUCAUUCUGUGAGUGGAGGCUGCAGCUCAGCUUGUGCCCUGACAAGGUGAGGGACACAGCUGCUCCUGCCCUCUCAGUUGUGGCCAAGAUCCCCUGCUGCGAUGGGACACCAGGGCAUACAGGAACGGCCUGUACUACCUCAUGCCACCAUCACUGAGAAUGGCCUUCAGGAGGCAUUUCUCAAUCCCUUUAGUCUGGCACAUCACAGGGUUUCCAGGGUCGCCCUUUGGGAGAAAAAGCAAGGUUGUGUCACGGCAGCCCCACUGCUCUCACAUCCCAUGGAAUUCAGUGGAACCCGCAAUUCCUUAUUCUUUGCUCUGUAUCCAGAUGGAGUUUUGCAUCCUUGGUAGAUUCUUCCAUAUGAAAGACAAGGUUGUUUCAAACUUGGGGUUGUAUUGCACACUGUGUGUUGUGUAAAAGUAAGAUAGGUAGGUGGCAGCUGGGUUCUGGGCAGGGCAGAGAGCAAGCAGUGUCCGCACGGAGUCCUUGGAGCAGUAGAUGAUGUAUGAGCCAUGGAAGUACAGCAGCAGUGUCAGAGGGGCACCCAGGGCCAGGCUGAUCCACGGCGGCGUGUUACGGUAGCAGCCAUCAAGAAGCAGUUUUGGCAGGCAGGAGAGUGAGAUCUGUCUGGAAAAGCAAACAGCAGUCACUAACAAGGGUCUGCUCGUGUGGUUGUACCAUUCUCUAAGGGGCAAGCAUGCCCUUGGCUAAGGGACAGAUCCAUACUGCAUUUGUUUUUCUAUUAUAAGGAUGAGAACUCAAUUUAUUUCUACCGUGUGCCCUUGCCAAAGGGCUCUGUGUUUAUGUGCUUCGUAACAGAACAAUUAAAAACACCGUUAAUGCUAAAAUCUUACCAGGCUUGCACAGAAAGGAGAAAGAAGGGGUCAUCCACACAGAGCCAAUAGUGGCUAAAUUUAGAGGCGUAUCAUAAGAAUGGAAAGACUUUGAAAUUAUUUUUAAAGGCCUGAAAGAGAUGAGAUAGGAAGGAUUACAGAAUACCACAGGUUUUGUGCUCAGAAGCCAUCACUGUUGGAUAGAUCAUUACACGGAGGCAGUCUGCUCUCGGACAAUACUCAAAAGCUUCCAGACCAGCAGCAGGCUCAGUGCAGCUCGGGUGACAGAGCCUGACCUCACUGUGCUGGUUAUGAAACCCUCUGGGCUCUGGUCUCAUUCGCUGAGAAAGAUUUGAUGGGAAGGACGAGUAUAAAUGGCUCAAGGAUCCGGUUGCUGUUUUCUCACCUCGCUGGUGGUUCUUGGCAUUGCAUGAUGCCUCCGGAGAACGAGGAGAUGCUUUCCUGAUGGACUUACAUACAAGGGGUUCUGCAUGCAGGGCUUUUUUCUUUUUUCUAAUUUUUUGGUGACAGACAUGAAGGAUGCUGUUCACCAUACAUAAGGAAUUCCAUUGCCAAACAGCACUUCAUUCUGAAGCCAGCAUUCGCGGUCCUGCCUGUCUGUCUUAGGCCAGAAAGUCAAAAUAGAUGGUUUUAACCAUUAGCCUUAAACUACAGACUGAGGGCACUGAAAACAAGCAACUCAUUUAUCUUCUCCUUUUGGGAUGCCAUGAAAAUCACUACAGCCAUUUAGAAUCUUUGAAUUUAUUUGGCAUAGAAUUUAUUUGGCUUCCUAUUUAGGUAGCCCUGGGAGCUUAAUUUUAUGUAUUGCUUUUCCAAGCUUGGCAGAAGAGGCAGACAGCAGGUCUAUGUUUGUGGCUUUGCAGUCACUGGCAGAGCAUCACAGAUGUUUUCUGUCCGAGCACAUAAAAGGCUCAGCAUUGACUGUGGUUGGGCAGUAAAACAGCAGCAGUAACAAGUUGUGUCCUGCUCAGUGGCUGCCAAUGGGCGACAGGUGACUGUCUCUCUCCUGGAGGCUUUUGGACUAAAGAACAUGAUCACUCCAUACUAUGCUGAAUCUGCUUGUGAAACACUGUAAGAACAGCCUCGCAGAGGCACUGGUGAAAAGAAAGAUAUUCUGCCUGUUUAUAGGUGUCAAUACGAUCCAGAUUCCAGUGGAUCUCAGCAAUGUUUUGGGACCUUCCUCCUUCCCAGCCAGGGCCUGGGGAUGCUAACAGCCUGGGCUUCCUGGGCCUUGCCUACAUUCUGGGGAAAGGAGAAGCACUGGUGUCAUAGGAAGCAUUCUUUGAUGGGGAGUACUGACUCAUGCCCUCUGUUUCCUGCAGUGGAACAUCCCGAUUCCUUCCCUCCCUCAAGAAGAGCCAAGGUUCAGCUUAGUGGGACCAGAGUGCUAUUUCUGAAGAGCCCAUUCCCAGCAGCACAAACUACAUGCCUACAGAAAGUUUGAAGCUUUUAACGUAAUAAAGUCAUUUCAUGUCUGUCUGCA
Molecule: messenger RNA, 6240 nt
Organism: Gallus gallus (chicken)
Lineage: Eukaryota; Metazoa; Chordata; Aves; Galliformes; Phasianidae
Gene: CFAP263
Product: coiled-coil domain containing 113
Exons: 8
Coding region: 1881-3008 (375 amino acids)
Biological process (GO): cilium assembly
Cellular component (GO): ciliary basal body; axoneme
Source: RefSeq, a predicted model, not a curated record